CCUUGCUCGCUCCUUCCAACCGCAUUCUACGACUAACUUCUAGGACAAUUCUAACGACCAUCCAUAAUACCGCACCAUGUCUUCCUUCGCUGCGCUCAUGGCCUUGAGUGCCACACAAACCCGGGAGUCCGAGGCAGCCGUGCAGUCCGCGCUUGCCCAACGACAGCGCAAAGAGGCACAGCGACGCAAGGAGCAGGAGGAGCGGGAUCGCAGAGAGCGUGAGCUCGAGGUUAAGAUGCGGCUGAAGCGGCUCGAGGAGGAGAAGCGGGAGCAGGAGCGGCAGCGGCGCCAGGAGCAGGAGCGAGAGGCCCGAGAGCGAGAACGGCGCCGCCGGGAGGAGGAGGAACGCGACCGCCUGCGAUAUGGGCCCAAGAAGCCGGCCUCGCGGACGGACAGCAAGGGCUACCCGCUGUCGGGUGCCAUUAUGCGCAGGGGCCGCUCGUCCUCGUCUGAUGACGAGUCCUCGGCGGCGAAUGCGCUGACGCGCGAGGAGAAGCGGAAGCGCCGUAUGGAGCUUGAGCUGCGGCAUGGCCAGACGACCAGGCGGUCCACACACUCGUCGGGCUAUGGCAAGGCGGACAAGCAGCUGCCCGGCGGGGCGGUGGAUAUCACGACGACGGCGACGGGCACGAACAAUGCCUCCUCCGUCCCGAACAACUCGUUAUCUGUGCGCCAGCGUCUCGCGUCUACGCCGGCGAUGCUCAUCAAGCUGAACGUGAACAAACGGGACACGCGGACGAUCGAUGAGAUCCUGCAGGAUAGGGCAAAGGCGAAGGCCAACGUCCUGCAGGGCGAGCAGGCGAAGGAGUUUAGUGAUUGGUUUGGGAAGGGGAAGACGGUCGCGAAGAAGGACUCGUCGCAGACGGACUCGGCCUCUACGUCUCGAGCCCACACUCCAGCAGCUACCUCUGCGAAGGUUGCGAGCGGCUCAGCAUCCCCUGCAGGUCGCCCCCCCAGCGUCUCUAAGCCCACUGCCCCUGCCCCCACGUUUAAACCGGCUGCCGCAGGCCAGCGCCCAACAGUUGCGAAGAACGCGUCUGUUAAGAGCGCCGCAUCCAAUAGCGCGAAAUCUACCGUUGCAAGCUCCAGAUCUACUGUGGCUUCCUCGAAAUUCUCUGUCUCUUCUUACAAGCCGCCACUCAAAAAACGGCCUCGUUCUCCUUCGCUCAGUCCAUCUCCUUCUCCGCCUUCCAAGAAGCGCGGCUCUGUCCCGAACGACAUCAGCUCCGAGAUCUGGAAGCUGUUCGGCAAGGAUCGUUCGCGCUAUGUCGCAGACGAUGUCUUCAGUGAUGAUGAUAUGGAGGCUGGCGCAAGCGAUCUGGAGCGAGAGGAGAUGAGAAGUGCUCGUAUUGCUAAGCGAGAAGAUGAGUUGGCCAUGGAAGAAGAGCGGCGUCACGAAGAGGAGAAACGCCGCAAGCGCAGGGAAAAGGAAUUGCGAGAGAAGCAACGCAUCAGCAGCUAAAGUACGCGCGAUUCUUCAUUGCUGCUUCUCAAUCGCCUCGGAUGGUGGGGAGACUAUGAUAAUGUGUGAUCG
Messenger RNA from Laetiporus sulphureus 93-53, 1534 nucleotides. RefSeq lists its product as uncharacterized. Gene Ontology annotation, molecular function: histone binding; DNA binding. The record is from RefSeq and is a predicted model, not a curated record. Gene Ontology annotation, biological process: regulation of DNA-templated transcription; nucleosome assembly. NCBI's taxonomy places the organism in Eukaryota, Fungi, Basidiomycota, Agaricomycetes, Polyporales, Laetiporaceae. The transcript has 2 exons. Gene Ontology annotation, cellular component: nucleolus. The coding region runs from base 77 to 1462 and encodes 461 amino acids.